Molecule: messenger RNA, 3748 nt
Organism: Fukomys damarensis (Damara mole-rat)
Lineage: Eukaryota; Metazoa; Chordata; Mammalia; Rodentia; Bathyergidae
Product: zinc finger protein 39
Exons: 4
Coding region: 137-2371 (744 amino acids)
Biological process (GO): regulation of DNA-templated transcription
Source: RefSeq, a predicted model, not a curated record
UUGUGGUUGAUACCCGCCAUCUUGGGAUCUGGUGUUCUCUGGCCAAAAGGAGAUCGCUACUUCGCCUCCCGUGUCUCCCGGUGACCUGCAGGGGUGGAAGAUCGCUGGGAGGGCGCCGAAACCCCGGAAACCGGAAAUGGGGCUGGUGUCUUUUGAGGAUGUGUCCGUGGACUUCACAUGGGAGGAGUGGAAGGAACUCAGUGAUGCCCAGAGGAACCUCUACAGAGAAGUGAUGCUGGAGACCUACAAUAAUCUGCUGGCCUUGGGACACUGCAGUACCAAACCUGAUGUGAUCUUCAAGUUGGAACAAGGAUCUGGGCCAUGCAUAGUAGAAGAAGCCCCAAGCCAGAGCUUCCCAGAUGUCCAGAAAGUAAAUGGUCUUAUUCAGACAAACCAGGAAAAUCAAGAGGAACAUUUUUGGCAAGUUGUAACCACAUCAGCUGAGGACAAAGUUGAAUUGGGAAAACCAUUUAAUGUGAACUCAAACCAUAUUUCAGUUCUGAAUAUAAAGAAUGGAAACUAUUCAGAAGUGAAGCCUGUGGAACUUAACAUAUGGCAGAAUGUGCUUCUCCCUGGUGAUUCACAUGAGGUGCGAACUAGAGAGGAGUCUGUUGAUCUUAAUGUAACUGGAAAAUCCUUAAGACAUCCUGAACAUCUUAAUCUGCAUAACAAAGUUCAAGGUAUACAAAAGCAUUUUCAUUAUUGUGGACAAGAGAACGCCUACAACAUGAAAGCAUUGUUGGCACAUAAAAAGAUUCACGUGGGAGAGACUUCCAGUAAGUUCAGUGAAUAUGAGAAAGACUUUGAUAUGUUAGCAUUUAUUUCCCAAGAGAUGACCCAAGUGAGGGAGAAAUCAGUUGAAUAUAAUGUCUGUCAUAAAGCACUAUGUAAAAAGGCUGCACUCAUUAACCAUGUAAAAAUACACAAAGGACAGAAAUAUUAUGAAAAUAGUGAUUUAGGAGAACCUUUCAUUAGCAGAUUAUAUGUUACAAAACAUCACAGAACACAUGCAGGGGAAGAGCCCUAUAGAUGUAAUGAAUGUGAGAAAUUCUUCUGUCAAAAGACAGAACUAAAUAUGCAUCAGAGAAUCCACAGAGAAGCAAAAUUAUAUGAAGAUUAUGAAUGUGGGAAAAACUUUAACCAGAAGCAAAACCUCAGCAGAUGUCUGAAAACUCACACAGGUGAGAAGCCAUAUGGAUGUAAUAUGUGUGAAAAAGCCUUUUACCGGAAGUCACACCUCAAUAGACACCAGAGAAUUCACACUGGUGAAAAACCUUAUGAUUGUAAAGAAUGUAGGAAAACUUUCUACCAUAAAUCAUCCCUCAUUAUACAUCAGAGAACUCACACAGGUGAGAAGCCUUAUGACUGUACAAAAUGUGGGAAAGCUUUCUACUGUAAAUCAGACCUUACAAUACAUCAGAGAACUCACACAGGUGAGAAACCAUAUGAAUGUGAAGAAUGUAGGAAAACUUUCUACUCUAAGUCACACCUUACAAUACAUCAGAGAACUCACACAGGUGAGAAACCAUAUGAAUGUGAAGAAUGUAGGAAAACUUUCUACUCUAAGUCACACCUUACAAUACAUCAGGGCAUUCAUACAGGUGGCAAACCAUAUGUAUGUGAACAGUGCAGAAAAACUUUCAAUCGUAAAUCUAAUCUCACUGUACAUAAGAGAACUCAUACAGGUGAAAAACCCUAUGGAUGUAAUGUGUGUGGAAAGUCGUUUUAUCGGAAGUCACACCUCAGUACACACCAGGGAACACACAGAGGUGAGAAACCAUAUGAAUGUAAAGAGUGUAACAAAACAUUCAAUCAUAAGACGGCACUCACUGUACAUCAGGGAACUCACACAGGAAAUAAACCGUAUGCAUGUGAAGAAUGUAAGAAAACUUUCCUCCAUAAGUCAUCUCUCACUGUGCAUCAGAGAAGUCACACAGGUAACAAACCUUAUUCAUGUGAAGAAUGCAGGAAAGCUUUCUACUGUAAGUCACAUCUCACUGUGCACCAAAGAACUCAUACAGGUGAAAAGCCCUAUGAGUGCCAAGAAUGUGAGAAAUCCUUUCACCAGAAGUCAUACCUCAGCAGGCAUCAGUUAACACAUGAAACUGAGAAACGAUUUGAAUGUAAACAGUGUGGGAAAACUUUCUACCAUAAGGCAUCCCUCAUUAUACAUCAGAGAACUCACACAGGUGAGAAACCAUAUGAAUGUCAGCAAUGUGAAAAAUCAUUUCACAAGAAGUCAAACCUCACCAGGCAUCAGAUAACUCAUGAAAAUGAGAAACAGUUAGAAUGUGAAAAAUGUAAGAAAACUUUCUCCCAUAAAUCAUCCUUCAUUAUACAUCAGAGGACACACAGGGAAGAAAUUAUGUAAAUAAACUAAAUGUAAAAAAUUUAUCAGAAGCCAGCCUGACAGGACAUCAGAGAAUUUGCACAGAGAAGACAACCUAAAAUAAAAGUUUUUGUGAAAAGGCACACAUUAACAGACAUGAAGGAGCUCACACACAGUAGUCCUCUCCAGCAGAGACUGGCUAUAUGUUUUCCAAGAGUAUUGUUUUCAGUAGGAUAUGUAGCUUGCCUUUUUCAGCCACUGAUAGUAUGUUUUGGACCAUAUACUGGAACUGUACAGCAGCAUGUGGAUAUUUCAAGCCUAGACCCGCCCCCCAAAUCUGUUACGUUCUUUCUAAGUUCUUCUUUCUGAGUUCUUAUGCACUUGGACCUGUAGCAAACCUGGCACCAGCAGACUGGUCUUGGGAGCCAUGGGUCACUGUGUUUAAGAGAAACAUAAUCUGAAAGAGCAGAGCUCUUCCCACCUUUAUCUCCAAAUAUUCCAUGUUUAAUUUACAUGAGUGAGAAAUACUCUGUUGAACCAUUGUGUUUUGUUUGCAUUAUAGUGCAAACCCACUAUAGCUAAUUCAUUUUAUAAGCUUUCUGAGAGAUGUUAUGUGUCUUUUGAUAUUGCAGAAUUUACACACAAGAGAAACCUCUGCCAACACCUGUUAUUUUCAUGUCAAUUUAUGGAAAACAAAAGCAUUUAUUGAGAAAUUGUAGCACAUGGUGAAUAGUAAGCAGGAAAAUUUCAUUGAUUACUUUGAAUAAGGCAGAUAUUCACAAAUUUGUUUCAUGUAUGAAAGCUCCUGACAAGCCUUCCAAAUUUUAUGUAUCAGAAAUUAAUCAUAAAGGAGGAAAACAGUUUAUGUAAUGUAAAUGUUUUUCAAAUGGAAAUGUUAAAUAUAGUAUUGGGAAUCAUUUAAAAAUAUUUCACUGUAUAUGAGUAUAUAUAACUAUGAAUGGUAGUAUUUUCUGUUAAGAGUAUAUUGGGUAUUUGUGAUUGCUGAAGUUGGAUUUUGGGCAUUGCUGUCGGCAUUUAGUGGAGGCCAGACAUGCUGUUUACCAGCCUACAGUGCACAAAAUAUCCCAUAAUAGUAUUUUGUAUUAACAUACUUUCUGUGCCAAGCAUAUAUAUAGUUUUUGUAAUAUAAUGAUUGGGGCUGGGAAUUUACUUCAUUGGUGGGGUAUAUGCUUACAAUGCAUGAGGUCCUGUUUUCAAUUCUCAGCAUAAAUACGUCAAGUAUUUUGACAUAUGUUAAAAUUUUCUGCAUUAAGUGCCAUUGGAGGCCAUUUAUAUUUUAUUUUAUAUUGUCUCUGGUAUUAUACUAUUUCUUUUCAUUUCUCCUAAUGUUUAUAAAUGUAUGGACAUUAUAAAUAUCUUGUAACAGUUUUUUUCUAAUGUGUAAAGCUACCAAACAUU